UGCGAAUGAAUCUCGCGCCAAAAUAAUUUUGUAAAGAAAACUGUUGUCAAACGGAUACUCAAUACUUAUACACAUUUAUGUUAAUUAUUUCUAGUUGUUAUAAGUUUAAAUAAAUAAAAAUAUGGAAGACGGUGAUUUUGAUCAACGUUUAAGAGAUCUACAGAGGGAGUACCUUGAAUUUUUAGACGAUGAAGAAGACCAAAGCGUUUAUAUGGAAAGAGUAAAACAAAUGAUAGGUGAAAAGAGCAAACGAUUGAUUGUAAAUAUAAAUGACCUUAGAAGGAAAAGCCCUGACAGAGCUAAGAAUUUGCUAGAUAAUGCCUUUGAGGAGCAGAUAGCUUUUCAAAGAGCCUUAAAAGAAUACGUCUCCUCUAUAGAUCCUACAUACGCUAAAGAACAGGAAGAAUUUUUUGUAGCAUUUUCCGGUAGUUUUGGAACAAAACACGUUACUCCGCGAAGUUUAACAUCAAGGUAUUUAGGAAACCUAAUAUGCGUGGAAGGUAUAGUCACAAGAGUGUCACUAGUGCGACCCAAAGUUGUGCGGAGUGUACAUUACUGCCCGGCCACUAAAAAAGUAAUGGAACGCAAGUACACUGAUUUAACCUCAUUUGAGGCAUUUCCUACUUCAGCUGUUUAUCCUACUAAGGAUGAUGAAGGCAAUCCAUUAGAAACUGAAUAUGGUUUAUCCCGAUACAAAGACCAUCAAACAUUAACAGUACAAGAAAUGCCCGAGAGAGCUCCAGCUGGACAAUUGCCAAGAAGUGUUGAUGUGAUUUGUGACGAUGACCUGGUUGAUAAGUGUAAGCCAGGGGACAGAGUACAGGUUGUCGGUAAUUACAGAUGUCUUCCAUCAAAACAGGGGAGCUUCACGGCCGGUACUUUUAGAACUAUCCUCAUAGCAAACAAUGUAACUCAAAUAAACAAAGACAUGAACCUCACCAUCACAAUUGAGGACAUUAAGCUGUGCAAGCGAUUGGCCAAGAAAUCCACGAGCAACAUGUUUGAACUGCUGAGCAAGUCUCUAGCACCAUCUAUCCAUGGCCAUGAUUAUAUCAAGAAGGCUAUACUUUGUCUAUUGUUGGGUGGCAUGGAGAAGAUUCUGCCUAAUGGCACGAGACUUAGAGGUGACAUUAAUAUACUUCUCAUUGGUGAUCCAUCAGUGGCAAAGUCCCAAUUGUUACGUUACGUGCUAAUGACAGCGCCGCGAGCGAUCACGACCACGGGACGAGGUUCCUCGGGCGUCGGGUUGACCGCCGCCGUCACUACAGACCCAGAGACCGGAGACCGGAGACUGGAGGCGGGUGCCAUGGUGCUGGCGGACCGCGGCGUGGUGUGCAUCGACGAGUUCGACAAGAUGUCGGACAUCGACCGCACGGCCAUCCACGAGGUGAUGGAGCAGGGCCGCGUCACCAUCGCCAAGGCGGGCGUGCACGCGUCGCUCAACGCGCGCUGCGCCGUGCUGGCCGCCGCCAACCCCGUAUACGGCCGGUACGAUCAAUACAAGACGCCGAUGGAGAACAUCGGGCUGCAAGACUCGCUGCUGUCGCGUUUUGACUUGCUCUUCGUGAUGCUGGACAUCGCGGAUGCGGACCACGACAAUAUGAUCUCCGAACACGUGUUGAGGAUGCACCGAUACAGAAAUCCCAAAGAACAAGAUGGUGAAGUUCUACCCAUGGGCUCCUUGGUGGAAAUGCUCUCUACAGAAAAUCCUGACAAUGAAGAUACAGAGGAUUCCAAUGAAUCCAUAUAUGAGAAGUAUGAUCCACUCCUCCACGGAAACACCCGUAAUAAGAAAGACCAGAUUCUGAGCACAAAAUUCAUGAGGAAGUUCAUUCACAUUGCCCGACUGAUGAAACCUAAACUGACUCAAGAAGCCUCAGAUUCUAUCGCUGAUGAAUACGCUCGACUACGAAACCAAGAUAUGAUGGACAGUGAUGUAGCAAGAACGCAGCCGGUGACGGCCCGCACACUGGAGACUCUGAUCCGCCUGUCCACGGCGCACGCCAAGAGCCGCCUCAGCUUCCAGGUCACGCGGCGCGACGCGCAGGCCGCCAUCGAGCUCGUGCACUACGCCUACUUCAAGAAGGUGCUAACAAAAGAAAAGCGUCGUAAACGUCGAGCGUCGUCGGGAGACGAGGAGAACGCGUCGGACACCGAGCUGCCUUCGCAGCCGCGCGCUAAGAAGUCGAGGAAAACGCCGGGUUCACAAAGUCAGGACCCCUAUGAGUUCUCGUCGGACGAGGAGGCGGAGCCCGUGCUGCGCGCCGCGCACUCUGCGCAGCCCGAGCCCGCGCAGACGCCCGCCAGCUCCGCCAAGAAGACCAUUGACACUACUAGAUUAACGCAAUUCAAAUCAGCGCUCCAGCAAGUAUUCCGCGAGGAGCGCGCCAACUCGCUCCCCCUCGACCGCAUCACGUCCUACGUCAACGAGAAGUACUCGCACGAGACCUUCGACUCGGGAGAGAUCCAAGCGGCGCUGGAUCGCAUGACGCAGGACAACCACGUCAUGAUGGCGGACGAUAUCGUAUUCCUUAUUUAAGACGCACUUUUAUAUGCAAUUCAUGCCACUGAUCUUUGAUUUUAACUUUAGGAAUAUUUAGCUUCUGUAUAUUUUAACAUUGACCAUCACCACCUAACCGCCUACAUAACAAAAGUAAAUCAUUAAGAAUACGUAAAUUUUCAUAUUGAAAUGAUAAACUUAUUAAAACCCCACCAGUAGAUUAUAAGUAAUAUAGAUCAGAGAAGUGAAUACUGAUAACAAUUUAUAAGAAAAUUGGUAUACUGUCCAGGGAAAAAUUUAUACCAUAGUGCAGUAGGGGUGACAUUACCGUUGAGACUAUACCAAGUACAUUAUCAAUAUAUUGCCUCCAACACUAAAUAGCUCAAAAAUU
This is a messenger RNA of Vanessa tameamea, 2891 nucleotides long. RefSeq names its product Minichromosome maintenance 3 (gene Mcm3). Gene Ontology annotation, biological process: double-strand break repair via break-induced replication; DNA replication; DNA strand elongation involved in DNA replication. Gene Ontology annotation, cellular component: nucleus; MCM complex. Gene Ontology annotation, molecular function: ATP binding; single-stranded DNA helicase activity; single-stranded DNA binding. NCBI's taxonomy places the organism in Eukaryota, Metazoa, Arthropoda, Insecta, Lepidoptera, Nymphalidae. Bases 122 to 2539 code for a protein of 805 amino acids. The transcript is spliced from 14 exons. The record is from RefSeq and is a predicted model, not a curated record.